Messenger RNA from Melampsora larici-populina 98AG31, 1449 nucleotides. RefSeq lists its product as uncharacterized. The record is from RefSeq and is a predicted model, not a curated record. The transcript has 8 exons. Gene Ontology annotation, molecular function: methionine-tRNA ligase activity; ATP binding. Bases 1 to 1449 code for a protein of 482 amino acids. Lineage: Eukaryota; Fungi; Basidiomycota; Pucciniomycetes; Pucciniales; Melampsoraceae. Gene Ontology annotation, biological process: methionyl-tRNA aminoacylation.
AUGAUUACAGGUACAGAUGAACAUGGAAUCAAAAUUGAAAGAGCUGCGAUCAAAAAUCAUCAAACUCCUGCUGAACUAUGUGAUUCUGUAUCUAUUCGAUUCCGAGAAUUGGCUAAAGCGGGGAAUAUCGGGUAUGGUGAUUUCAUUAGAACUACUGAAAGUAGACAUCAUUUAGCUGUUCAAACAUUUUGGAAUCGUUUAAUGGAAAAUGGCCACAUUUACAAAGGGAGUUAUUCAGGAUGGUAUUCAGUUUCGGAUGAAACAUAUUAUGCUCCCAAUCAAGUACAAAGUCGCAAUCCAGGAGAAAUGGUUUCAUUUGAAACUGGACAGGUUGUGGAAUGGAUUGAAGAAGAAAACUAUAUGUUUAAAUUAAGUGAUUUUCAAUCAAGAUUGAUUGAAUGGUUAACCCAAAAUCCCACAGCAUUGGUUUCAUCACAGAAAGCGGAUAUCAUUAAUCAGCUUCAAUCGAAAGAACUGCCUGAUUUAUCGAUCUCAAGACCAACUGAUAGACUCAAAUGGGGUAUUCGAGUCCCCAACGAUCCUAAUCAAAUCAUUUAUGUUUGGAUAGACGCUUUGACCAAUUAUCUUACCGUCACUGGUUAUCCUUGGGCUUCUGAUCAAAUCAAAAAUGAGAAAUGGCCUCCUAACGUUCAUGUCAUUGGGAAGGAUAUCACAAGGUUUCAUGCGAUCUAUUGGCCGGCUAUGCUGAUGGGAGCUGGAUUAGAGUUACCUAAGAGUAUCAUUGCUCAUGCUCAUUGGACAAUGAAAGAUGAAAAGAUUUCGAAAUCUAGAGGGAAUGUGGUUGACCCAGUUGAAAGUUUGAAAGAAUGGGGAGUCGAUGGCUUACGAUAUUAUCUGAUGGCUGCUCCUGGAUCAUUAUGGAAUGAUACUGAUUGGGCCCCUGAUAGAGUAGAUGAACAUUACAGAAAAGAUUUGGCUGGUCAACUUGGUAAUUUGUUAUCGAGGAUUUCAAACCCUAAGCUUUGGAGUAGAUUUCCAGUCGGACUCAAAUCUGGCACUGGAUUGUUCUACCCACCUCAAUCCUUUAAACUUGAAAGAUCACAAGCUUUAGCAGAUUUGAUAUCAAAAUUACCAGAUGAAGUAGAUCGAUCAAUGAGCUCAUUCGAAAUUCCAAAAGCUUUAAAAAGUAUAUUCCAAGUCUUAACCGAAUCCAAUCGAUUAAUUUCAGAAAUCGCACCAUGGCAUUCUUCAACCGGAUCAGAAGAAUCACAUGAAAGUAUUUAUCUUUGUGCAGAAUCAAUUCGAUUUUCGGCUAUUUUAUUACAACCUUUUAUGCCUGAAAAAUCGAAUGAGAUCUUAAAUCAACUUGGUAUAUCUGUUAAAAAUAGAGGUUGGACUGAUUUGAAAUUAGGGUCUGCUAUUGGGGUUGAAGUUUUGGCUUCUAAUGGAUUUCAAGCUUUUCCUAAUCUGAUCAAAGUUGAAAAAUAA